UAGCAAACAGCCUCUCCCACUACCAGCCCAAUUUGGCUGGGUGCCUGCAGGCCGAACAGUAACUCUGUCAGCCCCUCCCUUCCCUCCUCUACAGGGAACGCAGAGACCAGACUGGGAGAGACUCAAGCUGGAGCAGCCCAGCUGAGCUUCACAUCAUUUCAGCAAAAAGGGAAGUAUCCAAGAAGACUGGAGUUUUCCGUCUGCCCACCUAUAUUGUCUUGGAUAUUCCCAAUAACCCAAUCCGGAACGUUACAGCAACAGGAAGAACGGGUGAGAGUAGCUGGAGUGAGCUGGGGAAACCAUUAUAUCUGCCGUCUGCUGUCUCAAAAUAUUCUGGAAUCCAGACAGCCUCUCCAGGAUCCAUCUUACUCUUCAAGGUCCAUCAUGCCUUCUUGAAGACUGUGAUUCUGCUGUAACAUCCAACGUGAUAGCUUGGAUUCUGUAGUGCCGCUGCAGGUUUGUGCUGUUGCCUCCCGGCUUAGAAUGGUGCCUCCCGAGAAGAAGGUUGGUGGCAGGGCCAUCCUUUUCUGCAGCUAUCCCGACUCUACAACUUGCCCUACCUAAGCAAGGCUUGGGAGCUGGUGAACCUUGCACAGGCAGUCAGGGCAUGGCCUGGUCAGGGGACAAAAGGGAUGGAGCCACAGCAAAAUGGAUCUAGCAAUCAGAGUGAUCAGGGACCCACUAUCUUUCCAUACUCACCUCUGGCCACGACUCUCAUCCUUGUGGCAGGACUGACUGUGGCUCUUGUGACGUUUACAGGGAAUGUGCUGGUUGUAUUGGCUGUGUACACUAGCCGUGCCCUUUGGGCCCCACAGAAUCUCUUCCUGGUGUCUAUGGCUACAGCCGAUAUCCUGGUAGCCACUCUCAUUAUCCCAUUUUCCUUGGCCAACGAGAUCAUGGGCUACUGGUGUUUUGGGGGUCUUUGGUGCAGUUUCUACUUGUCACUGGACGUCCUGUUCUGCACCGCCUCGAUCAUGCAUCUGUGUGCCAUCAGCUUAGAUCGCUACUGGGCAGUCACCCGAGCUGCCCGGUAUAAUCUGAAAAGGAGCCCCCAGAGGGUCAAGUGUAUGAUUGGGACUGUCUGGGCCAUUGCUGCCGUUGUAUCCCUGCCACCCCUGUUUAAGUCUAGACAGCAGGACCAGGUCUGCCUCCUUCAUGAUGACACCUGGUAUGUGCUGGCCUCUUGCACUGCCUCCUUCUAUGCCCCUUGCCUCAUCAUGGUUGCAGUCUAUUGCCGGAUUUAUCAUGUGGCCAAACACAGGAACUCUGUGGUCAUCGCAGCACGGCGGGUGUCCUACCCCAACUUCAUCCCCGUGGCCAAGUACAAUCCCUGCAGACGGAGCACUCAGCCUCCUGGGGAAACGCAGAAGAUGGGAAUGGAGUCCGGCCAGCUUCCUUGUCCCCAGCCUGGCUUGCCACGGCUCUCUCGGCAAUGGAGGGUAGAUGACGGUGGCAACAGCAGUGCUCGGCCACCAAGGACCCCAAGGCUUUCUUGGUCACUUCCCUCCAGUCUCCAUCAGCGCAGAAGCAGGGAUAUGUCCCUCUCCACCAAUCGGCUGAUGCAGGCCCGGGAGCGCAGAUUCACCUUUGUCCUUUCUUUUAUCAUUGGAGCUUUUGUCCUCUGUUGGUUCCCAUUCUUCUUUACCUACAGCCUGGAAUCUGUGCUUGGGGAAGGCUGCUGCAUCUCCGAGCCCCUCUUCAAAUUCUUCUUCUGGAUUGGGUACUGCAACAGCAGCUUCAACCCCAUCAUCUAUACAGUCUUUAACCGGGACUUUCGCAGAGCUUUCCAUCAACUCCUGUCCCCUGGCCAUUCACUCCUGUGCCGAAAAUGAGGACUCUAGAUGGUUGUUGGGCCCCGAGAGAGGCACGAUGGACAGGGGGUUGGCUACAGAACAUUCCCCCUGGGGCCCCACAGAAGGUAACUAGUGGAGGUUGGGGAGCUGAGUAUUUCUUCGGCUGCUUUUUAUUGAAGACUUCCCCGAAACCCCAGACAUGCAUGUAGCUUGAAGGGCAGAAGCACCACAAGAAGCAAGAUUUCUCUGACUUACUGGCAGGCAGUUGGUUGGCGAGAGUCAGUUUCACACUCCUGCCUUUUUCUCUAGCUUGAUGAGGUCACCUGAUCUGUUGUUCAGCAAGCUAAUUAACGGAGGUAGUGGGAGCAGAGGGUGGCUGAGGUAAAAUUAUUGAUGUGCUAUAAUGGCUACUAUGGCAGCUUUGACUCCCCAUGCAGACUUGCCCCAAAUUUGGGUCAUCGGUGUAAUAAAACAGGCAAAUGUAUGUUCUUGGUUUUGCUAACCCUAACCCUUGGUUUAGGGGUGCCCGUUAUAUUGAACCACCUCAGUGGUUGGGCUCCAUCCUUCAUCCUAAAAUGGAAAGCCUGCUCCAAAACCAGCUCUAACUCAGAGAAGCUUUGGAAGGAACAUUCAUUUAUCCCAGCUGCUCUGUGGGAAGGGGAAACAGAAACAGAUUCUAUUAAAGGGGAUUCAACAGGCUGACUAUUUUGGUACUAGAACUAAAAAUGUACAGCUGCGUAUUUUUCUGUCUCACGUAUAUUGUCCCUUGUCAAAACAAGAGUGGUGGCAUUUGGAGGAACUGGGGGCUUAUUAAAAUCAUAGGAAGAUCCAUCUAGUGGUCUGGUACUGUAUCAGAAACACUGGCCGACUAGGGGGUCUUGAAGGAAAAACUCACAAAGAGAAUGCGAUAUAGCCGCAAUGAUAACCUCAUGUUUUCUUCCAUUGCAUAAUUGUAGCAAGAAGCCUUCUGCCUCUGAACAUUAUUUCCUUGUUAUUUUGGGUUUGAGCAACUUGAGGUUUGGCUGAUGUCCUCCACAGAAAGAGCAAACAGGAAAGGAGCAAAGUCAUGGACGUCCUAAGAUAACUUUUCCUAAUCCCCGGAGUCCUCUGUACCACAGCUCCCAUAUAUUUAGCCAUUGGUCUCACUGAUUGAGGAUUUUGAGGGCUGAUGGGGUAUCAAGAUGGGAAGAACUUUUCCAAGGACAGUAGAUGACUUGACCAAGGGACCGACUUAUCCCAGGGAUGCCCUGGGAUUGCAGAAAGGUGGAUAGACCAAGAGGGGGAGGGAGAAUAGUCCCUGCAGAUGAUGGUGGUUUACUUAGUGAUGUGAAGCUGCCUGUUUCAGAGUCCUCGAGCUAGCCUGCCUGCUAGUUCAGGGGAAGCUGAGCUAAACAAGGGACAUAUUGCAAAGCUUACUCAAUCAUCUGGCUUGAGGAAAUAUUACUCUGAUCCUGCUUCUGGGCAGGUGCCAGGCAUAGGUCUUGGCAAAGAGGUUCCUGUCAAUCAUAGCAAAGGUGUCUUUCAUAUUGCCUCCAGCAAUUAAGCUUUUCCUGUUGUUCCAGUUUGUUCAGAUUAGUUUCUCAAGCUGAAGCUGGUGCCACAGCCAAGUACCUGCCAUCUCUUAGGCACGUUGUCCCUACAAUCAAAUCUUUUUUGAUGUCCCAUAUGUUUAGCAGGGUAAUUCCUGCCAUUGCCUGAAUCACAACUGAGGCACAAGUCCAGGUUCUGGGCUCCUGCCUGAUAUUCCAACCUUAACUUUAACAGGCAUUCAAGGUAUUAUUUUCUUCCUGGUACUGUAAGGGAGUGGGGUGGACAGCGGAGCAAUGCAAGUUCUGUUUGCCAGGAACUUAAUUUAUGUCUUGGAGACUCUUUAAGGACAGAAAAAGAGGCAACAGUUGUAACCCAAGACCAAUUCACAGAAUACACUUUGCAAUCACAGAACUGCUUCUUUAAUAUGCUUCCCUGUGCAAAAUGGCUUUUCUAUCGGCCUGUCCCCUGUGACUGGAUAAUAGUCUGUGGACAUAGCUUUAAGCCCCCAAUAGGCCUAAAUGAAGACUACUGCCUUGUCCUAUUGUGAUAAAUAGUUAUCAAUGAGGGUAAUUUGAAAUCUCUCUUCCUGUAAGCAUUACUGAUUAUGUUGCUAAGGAGACGAAUCCAACAAUAAAACUACAAACAAGGCAAGCAUUUCUACCAGCUAAUAAAGUGACAUCUGGUAGCUGAUUCUUCCCAGAAAACAGAACAAACCAAGGAUGGAGUAAAUUAGGCAGGUAUCCACGGAGAUAGUUUAACACCAUAUUACUCACUCCCGUUCCAGACACCUAGAAAGGCAGCUGGUGUUAACUAUUAUCUCUCAGAGUUUGGGUAAACUAUGUUCUCAUGUACAGAUUGACCACUGAGAUAAGCUGGAAGGAAAAAGAAUCUGAAGGAAAGAAUGAUGGUUCUUCUAACAUAUCAAUGAACUUGAUACUAAGAGUUACCUUUUCUUUAUAAAGCAUGUUACCUGUCACGCUUCAAAUGCACUCCAGCAUCCAGCUUGGAGGUCUACACUGCUUGUUCUUUCUACCCAGAAGUGGAUUAAAAUGUUUCCACCUCUCACAUUUCAUUUUCAUCUUCCUGGGAUGCAGUCUCUGUAUCAACAAUCCCUUCCACUAAUUCUACAGGGUUGACAUUUUGCACUCUUCCAUGAUGUUUUGUUUCAUCCUUAUAAAGGGUUGGUCUAAUUUUGUUUUGUGUUUUUGUUCUGUAUUUUUGUUUUUGUUUUUAAUGGAGCAACUUUGGCAUUUGAUAAACAUGGUGGACAGUCCUUUCCAGGCAGCCUGGACAGGUCCAGAAAGCAUCUUCUACAGAGUAUUGCUCUGCGCUACGCUGGGAUCGAAUGCAAGGAGGUACAGAGGUGAAGGUAGAAUCAUUAAAGGGUGUAGACUUCCAUCCAAAACCACUAUGUGGUUGGUCAGUUUAGCAAAAUUGUUUUUUUUUAACAGAAUGGCCUUUGCAACACUGAUGAGGUGGAAUACACCAGUCCUCCAGAUCAUCUCCACUGAUUAUCUUUUGAAACUCUGUGUGUGUUAUAGUCCUGCUACCACACCUUCUGUGAAACGGUAAAUUCCUGGAUUGUCUGUGCUCUAUUUUCAAUGGUAUGAGGGUUGUUUAUUUUUUUAAUAGGCAAAUUAUACCUGCCUACAUUCUGUGAUUUAAGUAUAAAUUAAACAAAAAGGCUGCAUCUCAUCUGAUUUCCACAUGGUCCUUGGGAUUGUUCAGAAUUUGAACAAACAUUGAAUAUCUGGAUGGUGCGGACUGCAGUAAAUAAAGUUGUAUCCUAGAUAGUCGGAUAGAGUUUGAGUGGGUUGCAUUAAAACAUUUAUGGCAAUGGCCCUUCCUCAUUCUGACAUCUCUGAGUUGCAGCCAGCCAGCUGGUAUGGGAGAAAAUUGGGCUGGAAAUGAAUUUUGAUAUCUAAAGGGGGAGAUGGGGCCCUGAGGAACUGUAUGAAAAUUAUGGUGCAAGUAAGUAAAAAGAGCAGUAUGUUCUCAGGAUGUUUCCUGAUCCAGUUGUUAUUUUAUAUCCCUCCGUAUUCUUCAGAUCCCCUAUGAAAGUAUCACCUUGGGGCAAGGAGUCCUGAGUUUGACAAUUGGGCCAAGAUGGGAGAUGGGGAAUCCAGCUUUUUGCAGUUUUGACCUUGGUCCUAAAACUAGUCAGGCAAUCAUUUAAAAUAUGAAAUUUGGGUGACUGCAUGUUGGGUGGGAGGAUAUUUACUCUUCCUUUUCAAGCACAUUUUCUCUCUUUUCUAUUGAUGGGCUAUUAUCACUCUAACCCUUUUUGUUUUAAUUUCCACCCAAGGGAAGAUUAAGAAGUUAGAUGAUGAUGCUUUGUAGCUACUUCGCGCUGUUUGUAUUGGUGCUAUUGGGCCAGGUUUCAAGCAACGUCCCAUUCCAGGAAGUUGCUGGUAAGGCAGCUGUUGGAAGGGCAUAAGGUGAGAGGAGGUGAAGUGGCACACGGAUGGUGAAAGGCAGCCCAGAAUUCCUAUGAGGGAAGACCUUGCAGCUUUCUGAACGAGUCUGAUGACAAGGGACUUCUCACGCAACAUUUCCACCAGGGCGAUGUAGCUGAAGUUGACAAGGCUGUGAUGUAUGUGUGGAAAGAUGGCAAUGCAAAGGGGCAUGAGAAGAUUAAGUGACAGAGUAGGAAAAGUCUCCUCAAGAGGCAGAGUGGAAUGCAGUUUGGAUCUGAAAGGACCAGGCCGGCCAGCCCCUCUUGGCUCAGACAUGCAGAGGCAAGAGGCUGAAUAAUUUCCCCAGCUUUUGGGCUGAAAAUAGAAAAACAUGAAACACUGACCCUCAACCUAUCUAAAAACAGCUGUUGGCGCCAAGGGAGCUGGAUUCCACAAGCCAGAGGACCUAGCUCCAAGCUCCAGCCCUCCCUUUAGUUUCCAAAUUUUGUGCGGUUGUUUGUCUGAACUGCUGGUCUUCAGAAGGAGAUUGUACUGAACAACCAUCAGAGUGCAAGUUGGGCUGAGGCUGGGCUUGGAUGAUGGACUCCUCUCUCUUUCAGUUAUAUCACAGAGGAGCUCAGCCAGCCAACCUUAGUAACAUUUCUUAUACUUUAGAAUAUUCAUACAUAUACACAUCCUUGGGCUGCAUUCAUUCCACACAGUUAGCUUGAUCACUGAAAUAACCAAAUUUCCAGAUUCAUGUGAACCUACCCAAGGUGAUCAUUAACUAAGCUGAAUAUAUUUAGCAACAUUAAAAGAUUUCACCUGGGAAAGCAUAUUAUGUGAAGGCAGUUGUGAUGUUUAAGGAUGACUGGGGAAAAAAAGCAAUUGCAUUCCUUUUAACUCUCCAUGUGACUGAAAAG
Molecule: messenger RNA, 6642 nt
Organism: Pseudonaja textilis
Lineage: Eukaryota; Metazoa; Chordata; Lepidosauria; Squamata; Elapidae
Product: alpha-2Da adrenergic receptor-like
Biological process (GO): G protein-coupled receptor signaling pathway
Cellular component (GO): plasma membrane
Molecular function (GO): epinephrine binding; alpha2-adrenergic receptor activity
Source: RefSeq, a predicted model, not a curated record